AUGCCACCCCUCUCAUCCACCAUCAUGGCUCUACAAGGCCUCUUCGGCAUUCUCAACGGCGCAGCAUCUCUCAUCUCCUCUGCUUUACAAAAGAAUCUAGAAACGUUACAAAUUGAUUCUGUGCCGGCUAUUCACGCCAUUUCAUUGGGAUCUGUGUCCAUUGGAGCUUUUUACAUCAACGCAGCAUACCGCAAGGACAGGCCAAUCAUGUGGGUUUGUGUCCUUGGGAGAGGUAUGGCUGUUCCUGUUUUCAUGGGGCAUGGUGGACCGUGGAGGAAUGUCGCGGCUUUUGAAGCGGUUUGUGGGUUGAGUAUCGCGGGUGCGUUGGUGUGGGAGCAGUGGGGGAAGGAAAGCAGAAAGGUUCGGGAAGAAUGA
Messenger RNA from Cadophora gregata, 375 nucleotides. RefSeq lists its product as uncharacterized. The transcript is spliced from 2 exons. The coding region runs from base 1 to 375 and encodes 124 amino acids. NCBI's taxonomy places the organism in Eukaryota, Fungi, Ascomycota, Leotiomycetes, Helotiales, Ploettnerulaceae. The record is from RefSeq and is a predicted model, not a curated record.